This is a messenger RNA of Pseudopipra pipra, 261 nucleotides long. RefSeq names its product histone H3.v1-like. The annotation marks the transcript as partial. NCBI's taxonomy places the organism in Eukaryota, Metazoa, Chordata, Aves, Passeriformes, Pipridae. The record is from RefSeq and is a predicted model, not a curated record. The transcript has a single exon.
AUGGAGGAGGAGGAGGAAGAGGAGGAGGAGGAGGAGAAGGAGGAGAAGGAUGAGGAAGAGGAGGAGGAGGAAGAGGAGGAGAAGGAGGAGGAGGAGGAGGAAGAGGAGGAAGAGGAGGAAGAGGAGGAAGAGGAGGAAGAGGAGGAAGAGGAGGAAGAGGAGGAAGAGGAGGAAGAGGAGGAAGAGGAGGAAGAGGAGGAGGAGGAAGAGGAGGAGGAGGAGGAGGAAGAGGAGGAAAAGGAAGAAGAGGAGGAGAACCAG